This is a messenger RNA of Dermacentor albipictus, 917 nucleotides long. Its product is annotated as cuticle protein 63-like. NCBI's taxonomy places the organism in Eukaryota, Metazoa, Arthropoda, Arachnida, Ixodida, Ixodidae. The record is from RefSeq and is a predicted model, not a curated record.
GUUAUCGCUUCAAGAAGAGGGUGGGCCCCUUAAGACACCUGAUAUGGGUCGACGCGGUAUAAAAGCCACCGGCGCAUGAGUGAAUUCAGCAGUUGGCUCAGCGGCAGCUCUAAAGUCACCAUGAUUCGUGCUUGCGUCUUCUUGGCUCUCGCCACCAGCGCCUUUGCCGGUUUCACCGGCUACGGUCUGGGCUACGGCUAUGGCCACGGCCUUGGUUACAGCGGUCUUGGCUACGGCCUUGGCUUCGGUGGCCUUGGCUAUGGCGGUCUCGGCUACGGCUAUGGCCUGGGCUACACCGGCCAUUCUCCAGCUGUGCACACUGUCGCCCACGCUGCUCCAGCCGUCACCACUGUCACCCACGCCACCCCAGCCGCCGCCACUUACCACGCUGCCCCAGCUGUGGCUACCUACGCUGCUGCUCCAGCCGUGACCAAGGUUGCUACCACCUACCACGCCCCAGCUCAGCGGGGCGUGGUAGGUGGUAGGUGGCGUGGUACCACCGUGGCCCAUGCCCCAGUUGCCACUUACGCCACUGCUGUCCACGCCACCCCAGCUGUCACCACCGUAGCCCAUGCUCCAGUUGCCACUUACGCCACUGCUGUCCACGCCGCUCCAGCUGUUGCUACCGUUGCCCAUGCUCCAUUUGUCGGUGGCUACCAUGCUGCCCCAAUCUACGGCUAUGGCGUUGGAACCCUCGGCUACGGCGCCGGCCACUACGGUUUCGGACACGGUCUCCUCGGCUACGGUCUGAACUAUGGCUAUGGCCUUGGAUCUCCAUUCCGCUACGGCGCUCUUCUCCACAAGAAGAAGUAAAUGACGUCAACCGACAAGACCUGAAAGCACAGACUAGUAACGGCCAUGCCAGCGUUGGUCAUGGCGAACAAAUGUUACAAAUAAAGUAUUUUGUUAUUCCUAAA